Molecule: messenger RNA, 1211 nt
Organism: Vollenhovia emeryi
Lineage: Eukaryota; Metazoa; Arthropoda; Insecta; Hymenoptera; Formicidae
Product: odorant receptor 4-like
Exons: 5
Coding region: 40-1176 (378 amino acids)
Biological process (GO): sensory perception of smell; detection of chemical stimulus involved in sensory perception of smell
Cellular component (GO): plasma membrane
Molecular function (GO): odorant binding; olfactory receptor activity
Source: RefSeq, a predicted model, not a curated record
ACGCUGGCUUGUACGUAGAGAACAGCAGGGAAAGAAAUUAUGGCGAGUAAACGCACGAUCAAUCGCACGGUAGAACUUAUGCUGACCAUGUUCGGUGUCUGGCCAGGUAUACCAUGUGUAAUACUCUACAGUUGGAUGAUUACGCUAGCAAUUAAUCAAUUCUUACACUAUCAGUACUUUGUAAUGCAUUUUAAUUUCAACAAUCUUUUCGACUUGAUGGACUGUUUAAGUAGUUUCUUGGCGCACAUGAAACUGACCGCUAUGCUCAUUAUCUCUUCGCUAAAGCAGCGAAAAUUUAUCGAAAUCUUGACAAUGAUGGCGGAAGACUGGAACGAUUGCGAUAAUACUGGCGUUGCGUUGCGCGAAACGGCAAGCAAAGCAAAACUAUCGAGUCGUAUUUGUAAUGGAUUAAUUAUUCUUCAUACAUUCGCCGGGCUUGCAUACGCCAUUGGCAUCCUCCUCGCCGAUGCCGACGUCACCGAUCGAACGGCUGAACUGCCUCUCAUGAUGAAAAUGGAAUAUCCCUUCGUCAUAGACACGCAACGCAAGUACAGUCUGGUAUUAGCUACGCAAUUCAUUUUCGUGAUGGCGUGCAGUUGGGGAACCGGUUUAUUCAACGCUUUGCUUCUAACUCUGACUCUACACGUGGUCAGUCAAAUAAACACCCUGCUUUGCUGGUUAACGGAAGUUGGAUCUAACGAAAUCGGAAAAACGAAUGAUUCAUUCGUCACAGCCAUGUCGAAAAUUAUUCGGAAACAUCAAAAAAUUAUUAAUCUUUCGGAGAACAUUGAAAAUCUCUUUUCAUACAUAGCUUUGUUGCAAUUCACAUCGAAUACGGUGAUAAUUUGCUCAUUGGGAUUUCUCAUUGUAACCGCAAUGGGCAGCCCAGACGCCACUGAACAAAUAAUAAAGUCUCUUUUAUUUUACACUCUAACGAAUCUCGAAGCGUUUAUAUUUUGCUUUGCUGGAGAAUAUCUGAGCAAUAAGAGCAAAGCAAUCGGCAAUGCGGCAUACAAUUUUGCUUGGUACGACAUAAAAGCUAAAGAUAGUUGCGUUUUAUUAUUUAUAAUUUUAAGAUCGCAGAAGCAAUUGAAGCUUACAGCGGGCAAGAUGUCGGUUCUCUCCUUAGAGUACUUCACAAAUGUAAGAUACGUAGAGGAAAAUCCCCUGUUAUGAGAUAAGCUCCUAGUAUCAUCUAUUGGACUAGUGAA